GGGCGCUCUGUCUGCCCCGUGGGUGUGUCGGGCCGGUUUGCGCCAGCGAGCGAGCGCCAUGGGCAGGGUGCGAGCUACUGGAUGUCACGCCCCCAGUGAAAGGAUCUCGGCACAGGCUGACUAGUGCUGGGUGGUGACUGACUAGUGCUGGGUGCAGGCUGACUAGUGCUGGUGCUGGGUGCAGGCUGACUAGUGCUGGGUGCAGGCUGACUAGUGCUGGUGCUGGGUGCAGGCUCACUAGUGCUGGGUGCAGGCUGACUCGUGCUGGUGUUGGGUGCAGGCUGACUAGUGCUGGGUGCAGGCUGACUCGUGCUGGUGCUGGGUGCAGGCUCACUAGUGCUGGGUGCAGGCUGACGCGUGCUGGUGUUGGGUGCAGGCUGACUAGUGCUGGGUCCAGGCUGACUAGUGCUGGUGCUCGGUGCAGGCUCACUAGUGCUGGGUGCAGGCUGACUCGUGCUGGUGUUGGGUGCAGGCUGACUAGUGCUGGGUGCAGGCUGACUAGUGCUGGUGCUGGGUGCAGGCUGACUAGUGCUGGGUGCAGGCUGACUAGUGCUGGUGUUGGGUGCAGGCUGACUAGUGCUGGUGCUGGGUGCAGGCUGACUAGUGCUGGGUGCAGGCUGACUCGUGCUGGUGCUGGGUGCAGGCUGACUAGCGCUGGGUGCAGGCUGACUAGUGCUGGUGUUGGGUGGUGACUUAACUGGUGCUGGGUGCAGGCAGACUAGCGCUGGGUGCAGGCUGACUCGUGCUGGUGCUGGGUGCAGGCUGACUAGCGCUGGGUGCAGGCUGACUAGUGCUGGUGCUGGGUGCAGGCUGACUAGUGCUGGUGCUGGGUGCAGGCUGACUAGUGCUGGUACUGGGUGCAGGCUGACUCGUGCUGGUGCUGGGUGCAGGCUGACUAGCGCUGGGUGCAGGCUGACUAGUGCUGGUGCUGGGUGCAGGCUGACUAGUGCUGGUACUGGGUGCAGGCUGACUAGUGCUGGGUGCAGGCUGCGUAGUGUUGCAUGCUGGGUGCAGGCUGACUAGUGCUAGUGCUGGGUGCAGGCUCACUAGUGCUGGUGCUGGGUGCAGGUUCGCUAGUGCUGGUGCUGGGUGCAGGCUGACUAGCGCUGGGUGCAGGCUGACUAGUGCUGGUGCUAGGUGCAGGCUGACUAGUGCUGGUGCUGUGUGCAGGCUGACUAGUGCUGGUGCUGGGUGCAGGCUGACUAGUGCUGGGUGCAGGCUGACUAGUGCUGGGUGCAGGCUGACUAGUGCUGGUGCUGGGUGCAGGCUGACUAGUGCUGGUACUGGGUGCAGGCUGACUAGCGCUGGGUGCAGGCUGACUAGCGCUGGGUGCAGGCUGACUAGUGCUGGUGCUGGGUGCAGGCUGACUAGUGCUGGUGCUGGGUGGUGACUGACUAGUGCUGGGUGCAGGCUGUGUAGUGUUGCAUGCUGGGUGCAGGUUGUUUACAGCUGGGUGUGGUCUGCCUGGAGCUGGUUGCAGGGUGCAGUUAGUCGCGCACUGGGUGCAGGUGGCUGUGCCUGCCUGGUGCUUGGGUACAAAAUGCGCUCUGGUCGUUACAGGGUGCGGGGGUCUCUCGCUCUGGGUGCGCUCCGCCCUCAGCUGAGUGCGGGCUCGCAAGGUGAAUUUGGGGUUUUGGGCGCCUCCUGAGACGGUGGCGCCGGCUCGUCGUGGAUCCCACCGACCGGGCCGCCGCAGCGUCGGCCGUCGACGCUCGCAAACCACGAUCCCUCGGUUGUGGCCGUGAGCCAUUACGGGUCGGGGGUCAGAGCGUGCUCCCCGGUUGACCCAGGGUGGCGGGCCGCCGCCUGCCUGCCGUCGGUCGCCCCACGCCAUGGAAACGCACGCGAGGUAGCGACGAGACGGCGAUGGGACCGGCGGUGGGUGGUGCCCGACGGCUCGGUUCCCGCGCGUGCGAUGCGCGGCCGUUGGCUUCGGCGCCGGGGCACGGAGGUUUGGAGGCUCUCGGCGUCCGUCCACACGUGGGUAGCGAAGUGGACGACGGGCCUGGCCCAGUGACAGAGAAGUCGCCGCCGUGUUAAUGCAGGGUACCACGGUAACCGCUCGUUGCAGAGGUUCGCGGUCGGAAUCCGACAAACAGUCCUGAUUAAUACUGCCGGUGUGUUAAACGAACAGAUACUAUGCGCCGCCUGCUCACACGGACGUUAAAGAUCUCGUGAAGUAAUUCGAUCGAGUAGGUCACUGUGCUGGCGCGGCAUGGUCCAAAUUCGUCCAAAUUCGACUAAUGCUGGCUUGCAGUCCAGGUGCUGAGUCACCUUUUUCCACUUAGGGACAGCUGCCACCGGGGGUGCCCUUUCAAAUGUAUAGUGACGCGAGUCGCUUGUCAUGUGUAAAGCGCUCUGAACCGCCCAGCAUGAAGCAGGGCGGCUCUGUCAAACUCAACUCCGUAUCAUUGUCACACGGAGGAGGAAAUAACUUGCGUUAAAAUUGCCAGGUUUUUAUUCACAUGAAGGGUCUCUGCCCGUGCUGUGUGGGUCUUUGUGGUUGAUUGACCAUACUUCGCCACGCUCGUCAGUGCAGGUCAGAGAAGAGGGGGCAGGAGGGUGGGAAGGAAUGGCCAGGAGUGAGCAUGAGAUAGUUGAGAGGUGUGGUGGUGGGCAUGUGAAGGUGAUGAUGAUGAUGGUGGUGAUGGUGUUGAGGAAUGUGGAGGUGGCCACCUGGGUGUAUGUCCACUGUAUGUUAUUCAUUCCUAUCGGAGGCCACAAUGAUUAUAUCCUCAGCGAAUCAGAGAUGUUAUUAUUUUUCCCUUGGUUUCCUCCAAUUAUCAGAAGACAUCAUCGAGCAUCCUGUCGCGAAGCGUGUGUGCACGCGUGCGACUCCCCUGCUCACGUCCAUUUGUUGGUCGUCUCUCGUGCUGCGAUUUCGGUGUGCCGUCCCUAAGCGAGUGUUCACAUUCUGCAUCUUGCUCUGUCCGGGCAUCGAUUUGUGUUAGAUGACUGCGUCGAUUUCCUCUUGGCAAAAUUUCCUCUUCAUAGCCAUCAAAGGCCGGGCACAGUGGUAACUAAUAACUGAGUAGAACUCUGUGUGCAAAGGUCAAUGCUGUCGUGGUGUAACGGUCGCGGACUCUGCCUCGGAGCGGCAGUUGAAACGACGGUCAAGUUCCUGAAGACCAUUCCUGCCUCCAGCCAGACAAUGUGUCUGGACCUUCUGCCAGCAGUGCCACGAACGUCCAAGGAUGACCUGCUGCAGACGGAUUUUGAGGGCACGCUGAAGUUCUUCCGGGUGCAGCUGCCCAAGCGCUACCGCUCGGAGGAGAACGCACGCAAGCUCAUGGAGCUGGCCUGCAGCAUGAAGAUCACGCAGAAGAAAUUGAAGAAGUUUGAGAAGGAGUACCUGACGAUGAGGGAGCAGCAGGCGCAGCAGGAGGACCCCCUGGACAGGCUGGAGCGCGACAACCGGCGCCUGCAGGAAGCGAACCUGCGCCUCGAGCAGGAGAACGACGACCUGGCGCAUGAGCUGGUCACCAGCAAGAUCGCCCUGCGCAACGACCUCGACAACGCAGAGGACAAAGCAGAUACGCUGAGCAAGGAGCUUGACCUCACGCAGCAGAAGCUGCAGGAGGCCGAGGAGGAGAAGAAACGGUUGGAGAUCGAAGCGUCCCAGCUCAAGGAAAUGUGUCGCCGGGAGCUCGAUAAGACCGAAGCCGAAAUGAAGAAGAGCAGCUCCAUCAUCGCUGACUACAAACAGAUCUGCUCCCAGCUGAGCACGCGGCUGGAGAAGCAGCAAGCAGCGAACAAGGAGGAGCUGGAGCUCGUGAGGGGAGUGAUGGCCGGCUGCGAGCAGUGCCGCCAGCUGUUUGGCGAGGACGGCCGUCUCUGUGCCGCGGCGGCGGGCGCCGGGGCGGCCGGCGGAGAGCGCGACCCCGACGAGGAGAAGGAGACGCUGAGGACUCAGCUGCGCGAGAUGGAGCUGGAGCUAGCGCAGACAAAGCUCAAGCUCGUGGAGGCCGAGUGCCGGAUCCAGGACGUGGAGCAUCAGCUGGGCGUGGCCAUCAAUGAAGUGCAGGCAUCACGCAACACCUGGUUCAACCGCACGCUCAGCUCCAUCAAGACGGCCACGGGGAGCCAGGGCAAGGAGACCGUCUGAGGCCGCGGUGGGGCCUGCUAGUGCCAUGGGGAGACCGGUGAUGGGGUGGGAAAGAGGGGGGGGGAGCUUCCGGGGUGGGGCACCCCACCAGCUCGGGCUGCGGACAGCGGAGCAUUUUAGUUGGGGAGGGUGCGGGUCCGCUCGGGGCUCCACCACUGACCCACGGAGCCUCGGAGCGGGGACACUUAGUUUGGGGGGGGGGGGGGGGGGGCUUGCAAUACCGCAGGGGGGUGCUGAGAGGGUCAAAGACCCCUGCACGGUGCCCCAGGGCCACCGCGUGCAGCAGGGGCCGACACUACACUAGCACGGAGGAGCGAGCACAACUCAUUCACCCAUUCCGCUUCCUCUAGCACCUAAUCCACGUGUAAAGUUCCCACUCGUAUUUAACGAUUAGUGUUUUUAUUAUUUACACGCAUUGUAUCUUUUCUCUUGUUGGCGGUUCGUUCGCUCUGCUCACGCGCGUCCAUCACGGGGUCGUCAGCCAGUGGUCAAGCGGCCGGUUAGUGGGCGAGUUGUGGGUGGAUAAGGAAGCGGAGCGAGCGGCGUACGGGGAAUCAAAAGCGCGAGUCGUCCCGGGGCAGGCGCACGCAGCUCGCGUCCGCCCCAUGAGACGUUCGCACCAAAACGACGCCGACGCGUCGCACCCUAUGAAGCCGCGCCCGGCCCCCGUCACCGGGCGCGAGCGAGGGCGCGCCCGCGCACGGCUCCGUAGAAGCGGGGGGCUCGUGCCGUUCCGAUUGAAAUUUGCAGUCGCGGCUGCGGCGCCGGCGAGCGGCGCCACGGCCUGCGACACGCACGUCGGACGUCACAGGCGACUUCGUGAAGGGGGAGUGGGGGUGGUGGAGCGACCCUGCCAGCCUCCCCCCGUUUGGGAUCCGUGGGCAUUCCCUGCCCUCCCUCUUCCGCACCCCCCGGGCACCCCCCUCGUUCUGCCGGUCUCACCGAGCCGUGCCGCCACGGGAGGGGGGGUGCCGCCCGAUGUGCCGCCGAAGUUGCCGCUUGGCGGUCGGCGGAGCCACUCUCCCGGCUGCCUGGAUCGAGCCUAGUCGACGCCGAAUUGACCCCUUGGUAUAUCUUUGGUAACUUUUAGCGAAAUCUAGAGAGAGCUGGAAUGUCAUGGGAAAGCGCGACAUUCCACUUGAUUCUUUGCGUCUUGAUAUUUCUGUGUGAACGUCGCAGCUCGUGGUAAAUUGUUGCCGACUCGGACAGGGUUCCAAAAUGUGCGGAGUGAUUGCCGUGCCUCUUGAGAGUGCGGGUUCAUGCAGGGGGUGAAGCUAUGCAUCUGAUCGACGAGUUAGUAUCGAGAUUAUUAAGCGCACGAUAACGUUCUCCAAUCAUAAAAUCUGUAAAUGACGAGAAAACACCAAUCCUAACAGAAUCGGCGUGCAGGCUGCUUCAAAACCAUACACUUCAAACGACACCACCGCAGAGACGUGCAAAAAGCAUUGAGCCUUGAACCAUCAGCAGUUCCUGAAGAACUGAAUUGUGGUCCUAACAAAAUUUUUGGGGUCCCAACUUAUAUAUGGCUAUACAGUAUAUAUAGUUCCCAGAGGUAGACUUUGCAGCAGUGAGCAUCAGUUACUAUACUGUGCUGAUGAGUCCUAACACGGAUGAAACCGGUUCACCACGGUUGUCUCACUGUAUCGCUGCUGUUAGAUGGUGUCACAUUUGCUCAAAUUUGUUUUGCUGGUGACCCAAGGCAAGAGGCCCAUAGUGCAGUUCUUCAGGAACUGCUGAUGGGUGUUUUUGCAUAAUGCAGAGAGGCCGCGGAUGCCCUUGUGGGGUCGACACUCGGCUCACAGGCGUGCAAGGCGGCCCGUUCCGUCUGCCCAUGGGGAAUGUGCACAGGGCCCCCGCUUAUUUGGGGACCGCUACAAAGCAUGUGUACGUGCCUCGGUGUUUCUGCUGUGGCUCAGUGUCUGUAUCAUUUCUGUGUAUCUCCAUGUUAUCAGUGUUUGUGAUUACCUUUCAGUCUCAUGUCUUUCGGUGUCUGUUUUUGUGUCUCAAUGUCUAUAUUCUGUGUCUAGGUGUCUGGCUCAUUGCUGUGUCUCUGUGCAUCACUAAGUGUCUAUCCAUGUCUGUCUUUAUUUCUCGGUCUCUGUCUCUGAGCGCUUCUCUCCCCAUGCCCGUGUGUCUCUCUCCGUGUCACUGUCUCAAGGCCCCCCUCUUUUCACCCAUCUGCACAGCCCGCCCAGCCUUACCACACUUCGUGUUGUGACAUCCUGGGGGCUAGGGAAGGAACGGGACAUGUUCCAGCAGCUGCUGUCAAACUCGGCAACGCACCUGUCUGUGUUUACCAAUCAUCAGGGUAAGGAUGAUGCAGAGCCGGGGGUGGCAGCUGAAGUCGGGGCGGGGGGUGGCAUAAAUACCCUCGAAGGGCAGUUGCGGGAUGGCAUGGACAGUCGCAGAGGGCAAGGCCUCAAGGGUAGACCAGUGCAGCUCGGGCAGUCACGUUUGGGCGCAGUGUCUUCUGUCUGAGCAGGUGGCGGUUCAAGAGACCAGGGUGAGAGACUCAUUCGCAAGUGACCGGGGCAGUCACAAGGGGCAGUGAUGCGGCUGCACUGGAUCCUCACAGAGGCGCCCAGACGUCACCAAAUAAAAGUCUGGGGCGGGGGGGAGUGCCGACCAGGCUACGAUAUUGCACAGGGUGCAUGCGCGGUCACGCAGGGCACAGACAGUUUCGAGGGACAUGAACAAUCACAGGGAUCGUGGUAGUCACGGGGGCAAUGGUCACAAGGCCAUGGGGCAGCCAAGGAAAGCAUUGGGUGGUCACGAGGUGCAAGCGUUUGGCCGAGGGCAAUAGGGGCAUGGGCAGUCAUGGAGAAGGCAUUGGCAGUCACGGCUGGUGGUGUACCUGCCUGUCCGUGAGUCGUGGAUUUGUGAGCGAUGUGGGAUGCGCGCCAUCGUCACCACCGUCACUAUGAUGAGCGUCACCAUCAUAACACUGGCCUGGUAACGAGGGCGGUCCAGCAUUCGCAGCAGCCGUGUACAUAGUGUCGAGUCGAGCAGUGACGGCGAUGACGAUGGUCACAUUGACGUUAAUAAAAUAAGGCAUGUGGAUAUGUU
Petromyzon marinus (sea lamprey) is the source of this 7171-nucleotide messenger RNA. RefSeq names its product rab GTPase-activating protein 1. Gene Ontology annotation, molecular function: small GTPase binding; GTPase activator activity. NCBI's taxonomy places the organism in Eukaryota, Metazoa, Chordata, Hyperoartia, Petromyzontiformes, Petromyzontidae. The record is from RefSeq and is a predicted model, not a curated record. Gene Ontology annotation, biological process: regulation of GTPase activity.